This is a messenger RNA of Malus domestica (apple), 1197 nucleotides long. Its product is annotated as deSI-like protein At4g17486. The record is from RefSeq and is a predicted model, not a curated record. Gene Ontology annotation, biological process: protein deubiquitination. Gene Ontology annotation, molecular function: deubiquitinase activity. Lineage: Eukaryota; Viridiplantae; Streptophyta; Magnoliopsida; Rosales; Rosaceae.
AGAAUUAAAAAAUAAUAAUGAGGGGGUUGCAGCAAGAUCACGAAGGCCUUCCAUUUCAGAGCAGCUGUUGGCAUUUCUGAGCUCUGAAAAUACAGAAACGCAGCUGUUUUAGCGUUCAAGAAAGAAGUUGGGUUUUGCUGCCCUCCAAUGGCUGUCUUCUCUUAUUCGGCUGGAGGCAAGCAUUGAGUGCGUUCUGGUUUUUACUUAUUGAGGAAACAUGAAAUUUGAAUUGAAGAAGAGAUGGAGAUCCGUUGCCCCCCUUCAAUUGAAGAACAAAUCCGCGGGGCGUUUUUGUUUAUUUCCCAAAUCAAAAUCGGAUAGCGCUGAAUCAGGAAAAGCACCAGUUUAUCUCAAUGUAUAUGAUCUGACUCCCAUGAAUGGCUAUGUCUAUUGGGCUGGCUUUGGAAUUUUUCACUCUGGUGUUGAAGUUCAUGGUGUGGAAUAUGCAUUCGGAGCACAUGACUAUCCUACGAGUGGUGUUUUUGAGGUUGAACCUCGCCAAUGCCCAGGGUUCAAGUUCAGAAGGUCGAUAUUGAUCGGGACAACAGGCUUGGACCCUACUCAGGUUCGAGAGUUUAUGGAGCGCCAUUCUUUGAGCUACAACGGGGAUACAUAUCACCUGAUUGUCAAGAACUGCAACCAUUUCUGCAGGGAUAUUUGUCGCAGGCUCACCGGAAAAUCAAUUCCUAAAUGGGUGAACCGACUGGCAAGAAUUGUAUGCAACUGCAUACUUCCGGAAUCUCUGAAGAUUUCCGAUGUACAACACGACCCUAACUGCCAACCGUACGACAGCGACAAGAGGAGCUUGAGAAGCGCCUUCAGCUGCGUGUCGUCUAUCUCAAUGCGGCAGAAGCAGUUAUCUUCAUCUUCGUUAUUUCUACAGUCGCCCCUGAAAGGUUGCUUGCCGCCAUGGGAACUGCGAAGAUCGUUGAAUGGUUCGUUGAAAGAAAGGUGAGAAACUGUUCGGAAGACUCGCUCUUUACGCCCGCAAUUGUAAUUUGAAUGUAUCUAGUAUGAUGACGUAGCAAUUAGGGGGAAAAGUCUUCUCAGAAUCGAUACCAAGAGUGAGUCUGAAUUUCCCUCCGUCGCAGAGUGUGUUCUCCCAGGUUUGUGGACUGAUGCUUGUGAUCGUUGUAACUAUUAGUUUCCAACAAAUUCAUGAAGGUAUUGCUAUAUCAGUUCUAAUCUUUCAAAUUU